This is a messenger RNA of Pezoporus flaviventris, 1972 nucleotides long. RefSeq names its product COP9 signalosome subunit 8 (gene COPS8). The coding region runs from base 19 to 642 and encodes 207 amino acids. Gene Ontology annotation, cellular component: COP9 signalosome. Gene Ontology annotation, biological process: protein deneddylation; COP9 signalosome assembly. Lineage: Eukaryota; Metazoa; Chordata; Aves; Psittaciformes; Psittacidae. The transcript has 9 exons. The record is from RefSeq and is a predicted model, not a curated record.
GUGGUGGCGGGCGGGAAGAUGCCGGUGGCGGUGAUGGCGGAGAGCGCUGGCGGCUUCCGGCGGCUGCUGGAGCAGUGCGAGACGCAGGAGCUCGAGGCCCCUGGAGGAAUUGCAACCCCCCUUGUUUAUGGCCAACUGCUAGCUUUGUACCUGUUGCAUAACGACAUGAAUAAUGCACGCUAUCUUUGGAAAAGAAUCCCUUCUGCUAUCAAAACUGCAAAUGCUGAGCUUGGUGCAGUUUGGUCAGUGGGACAAAGAAUCUGGCAGAGAGACUUCCCAGGAAUCUAUACAACAAUCAGUGCACAUCAGUGGUCUGAGACCAUCCAACCAAUCAUGGAAGCACUUAGAGAUGCAACUAGGAAACGAGCCUUUGGACUGGUUUCUCAGGCAUAUACCUCAAUAGUUGCAGAUGAUUUUGCAGCUUUUGUCGGGCUUCCUGUAGAAGAAGCUGUGAAAGGUGUAUUAGAACAGGGCUGGCAAGCAGACUUUUCAACUCGUAUGGUAAUGCCUAAAAAGCCAGGUGUGCUGGAAGCUUCCUUUAACAGAUUUAUUCCUUCAUCAGAAUCUGCUCCAGUUCCACCAAUUCCGAACGAACAGCAGUUGGCCAGAUUGACUGACUAUGUGGCUUUCCUUGAAAAUUGAUUAUCCUGCUCCUAUAUCCAGACCAACUUGGGAAUCCUGUGUACUGACAGUUCUAGGAAUCUAAGAUUUAUUUUGUAUCUGUUAAACGUUGCAGUGGCCCCUACUCAAAUGUGUGAAGUAUACAGUGGGUGUUAGUACAAUUAGUGUGUUGCCAAAGCCAAGCUAGCAAUUGAAACAAUCCUUUAACUCCUGUCAUAUUUAUUCAGUAGGUACACAGCAGUAUUACAUAGGGGUUUUUGUUGACUUGUAGCAGAGAGAGGCAUAACUGUUCUUCAGGUAUACUGGAAAUGGAGAAGGAAAAGAGCAAGUUAGUGGUGUUGAGGAAUUUAUGCUAGUAGGUUAUGUGCUUCUAUGGUAAGGACAGCAGUGCAUACACAGAUCAAUUGCAUGUUGAACCAAAGUGAUGGAUUGCCCUACCCCUGUCUGCGGAGAGGAAAUAUGUUGGUGAAACAGGCACUUGAAGAAAACAAUUUAUAGGAAUUUCUUUGCAUGUGAAUUUGUGGCGUCUUUCUAAUUGUUCUUCUGUUGGUCUUCCUGGAUUGUUAAAUCUUCUUGUUUUGAGGUGUGGAAUUUCACAUCGGGCAUAUUUUUACAGCAGAAUAAUUGGAGUCAUUUAAGAAAAGCAAGUUUUGACUUGGAGCAAGAAUUUUUACUUUUGGAAGGUGUUAUUAGUGAUGUAAGACACCAGAUAAUCUGCUGGGUAAUCAUACACCUGCUUGAAGCCUGUCAUGUCUUGGUCUGGGCUGGGAUCUACAAAACCCAACAACUCUUACCCAUCUUUAAGCUUUUUGGAUUACCUCUGCAGUUACUGGAGAGGAAUUCAAACAUUAGAGUAAGUAUCCCUGAGUAGAGACCAAUUGGGAUGGGGGUGGCAUGUUAUGCUGCAAUGUCAGUUUGAGAAAUACAGUUUCUGUAUCGGAGCACUGCUGUGUUAAACUUUGAGAGUGGGUUUUGGAAGCAGAAAGCUGACCUGUAUUUCCAAGCUUCUUAUUUGUAUUAUGCUGGUAAAUACGCUAUGGGGAAAAUAGUGGUGCUUUAAAGGGCAGUGCCUGCCUCCCUUUGCUUCUUCCCCCUCUCCAACAUCAUACUCAAUGGUUUUGUUGAAGAUGGCAAGUGUGCUGUGUGUUGUGAUUGUUCUUUCCAGUGUGCACUACCUACUGUACAUUCUCUGUCUGGGGAUGUGUUAGCAGGGAGGAACUGUGACCUGUGCACUGCUGCUUUUAGAGCUCCCUUUAUAUAUAAACACUUACUUAAAUUGAUUAUUUAUUUGAAACCCACCGAAGACUUGGAUUUCUAAAUUCAGUGAUAUUAAAGAAAAUGUUUACACUGA